AUGCCCAAACUCUUAUUUUCAAGGAUUCGACUUUACGAAUUUAAGGAUUUAAUGCCCAACAUGCAGCGGCCACGAAGGAUUGACAUUGUACUGAACUGCAGGAGGCGUAAGAAGGAUAUCCAGUAUGUCAGUGUACAGAAAUGUAAUGAUGAGAUGUACUCUUCAAAGCUAAGUUGUCAGACUGACCAUAAACUUCACCUGGAAAAACUGCUAAAGGACAAAAAGUAUUUAGCAGCAUUCCGCUCUUUUCUGCAGUCUGAGUUCAGUGAGGAAAACAUUGAGUUCUGGCUUGCAUGUGAAGAGUUCAGGUUGACUACCUCACCAGAAGACCUUCAAUGGAGAGCAGACGAGAUCUACCGGGAGUUCAUCCAGCCUACAGCCUGCAGAGAGAUCAAUGUAGACCAGCAUGUUAGAGAGAAGAUCAAGCAGGCACUUGAGAAACCGAGCCUUUCCUGCUUUGACGAGGCCCAGAAACAUGUUUACCUGCUGAUGGAAAGAGACUCUUGCCCCAGAUUCCUGCACUCAGAUGCCUACCUGAGUCUAAAGCGCAAAUCCAGGACUCUGUGGUACCUUUAA
Pelmatolapia mariae (spotted tilapia) is the source of this 576-nucleotide messenger RNA. Its product is annotated as regulator of G-protein signaling 21. The record is from RefSeq and is a predicted model, not a curated record. The transcript is spliced from 5 exons. Bases 1 to 576 code for a protein of 191 amino acids. Lineage: Eukaryota; Metazoa; Chordata; Actinopteri; Cichliformes; Cichlidae.